AUGGCACCGAACUCUAGGAUUAUUGAACUCGCCAAUACCAUCUCGCUAAACACGGCAAAGGUCGACGCUCAUCUACGGGAGCAUAAUCUUCCACAGCCUUCCUUUGACGCCAAUGCACCCUUGACUUCGGUGCCAGACGGCGCUCAGGAUAUUGAAAGAGCACGAAAUGCAGCCGUAGAAGCAUCCAUCGAGCUCCAGCAGCUACUCCAAGGAGUGGAUAACCUACUAACUCCACUGACAAAUAUGACGAGUCUCGCGGCCGUCUCCCGCUUUAAUAUCGCAUCGAAGGUUCCCAUUGAUGGCGAAAUUUCGUUGCCUGACCUAGCGGAGGUUUGUGGACUUUAUGAACAUGACUUAAGCCGUAUCAUACGCUUCGCCAUCUCGCACCAUCGGGUAUUCCAAGAGCCGCGGAAGGGUAUUGUUGCCCAUUCGGCCGCUUCGAGGAGACUGGCCAAGAGUGAGCAGAUGCAACAUGUCUUAGGAUUGACAUUUGAGGAGGUCUGGCCUGCGCAAGCCAAAACAGUAGAUUCGUUAGUUAAGUUUAAUAAAAGUCAGGAACCAAAUGCCUCAGGGUUUGCACUCGCAAAUGAUACAACGCUUCCAUUCUAUGAGUUUUUAGGACAACAUCCGAAACGCGCAAAACGUUUCGGUGGAGCUAUGUCCACGGGUAGCAGUUCUGGGCUCCAAGCCCUCGCGGAUAAUUUCCCGUGGGCUUCACUUCCCGACGGGGGACUCGUUGUCGAUGUUGGGGGUUCCCAAGGGCAUGUCAGCGCGUACUUGGCCGAGGCAUUCUCCUCCCUCAAAUUCAUGGUUCAGGAUCUGCCUGAAGUGAUAUCAGACAUGAGCUCUGCCUUUAAAAUCCCGGAAACAUUAGCUGACAGAGUGUCACUCAUGGACCAUGAUUUCUUUACAUCUCAGCCGCUGAAAAAUGUCGAUACCUAUCUUAUACGAUACGUGUUCCACAAUUGGUCGGAUGAGUAUUCUGUUAAAAUAUUAAGGAAUUUAAUACCUGGACUCAAGAGAGGGUCUAAUAUUGUGAUUCAGGAUCAUUUGAUGCCAGAGCCGAAUACGUUACCGUUGAUGAAGGAGAGGGACAUUCGGUCGAUGGAUCUUAUUAUGUUGACUCUUUUUAAUUCGAGAGAACGAGAUGAGGAUGAUUGGAAAGGAUUAUUCAAGCAAGCUGAUCCGAGGUUCAAAUUCGAAAGCGCUGAAAGACAAGCUCCGGACUCUCCUUCAGGAAUAAUCGUGGCGACCUGGGAGGGUUGA
Messenger RNA from Venustampulla echinocandica, 1266 nucleotides. Its product is annotated as S-adenosyl-L-methionine-dependent methyltransferase. Lineage: Eukaryota; Fungi; Ascomycota; Leotiomycetes; Helotiales; Pleuroascaceae. Bases 1 to 1266 code for a protein of 421 amino acids. The record is from RefSeq and is a predicted model, not a curated record. The transcript has 5 exons. Gene Ontology annotation, molecular function: O-methyltransferase activity.